This is a messenger RNA of Rattus norvegicus (Norway rat), 4845 nucleotides long. It is a transcript of the gene Prob1, whose product is annotated as proline-rich basic protein 1. Lineage: Eukaryota; Metazoa; Chordata; Mammalia; Rodentia; Muridae. Bases 23 to 3076 code for a protein of 1017 amino acids. The transcript has a single exon. The record is from RefSeq and is marked inferred.
AGUGCUAGGUGUCCUGCCCACCAUGCUGACUGCGCUCGCCCCGCUAGCCCUUCCUGGGCUCUCAAGGCGGCUGCCUGCCUCUGCGGGGCGUCAGGACUCGUCCGGUUCGUCCGGCUCCUACCACACAGCUCCGGGUUCUCCGGAGCCCCCGGACGUUGGGCCGGACACAGAAGGCCAGGGGACUUGGCUCUGGGUGGCUUCUGGGCGGGGGGCGGGCGCGCAGCCUGUCCUGUCUGUCAGCGCCCAGAAUAGCCGCCAGCAGCACUGCUCCGGCUCGGGUUUCCCGCGAGGCCCGGGCUCCGGCCCGCCGCUGCCCCAGCCCCAGCUGCGCAUGCUGCCGUCGGGGGAGAUGGAAGUCAUCUUCGGCGCGGGGCCUCUGUUCAGCCGCUCCGACGCGGAGGAUCUGGAGGAGCAACAGCUCGUGGCGCCUACCUUCAGCAGUCCCCUGCUGCCUGGGCCAGCGUCUCCGGUCUCUGUGUCGUCGCAGCCGCAAGUCCCCGACGGGGGCUCUCGCUGGGCCACCUACCUGGAGCUGCCGCCCCGCGAGCCGAGUCCUGCCGUCUCAGGCCAGUACGAAUGUGUGGAGGUGGCCCUGGAGGAGCGCACCGCGCCCGUUAGACCCCGCACGGUACCGAAACGUCAGAUCGAGUUGCGUCCGCGGCCUCGGAGUCCCUCGCAGGACAGUCGCGCGCCGCGUCCCCGACUGCUCCUGCGCACCGGCUCCCUGGACGAGUCUCUGAGCCGCUUGCAGGCCGCCGCGGGCAUCGUGCAGACGGCGCUGGCCAGAAAACUAGGCUCUGCGGUCCCAGCCCCCAGCAACGUCACUUUGAAGUCUACGGGCAAGCGAGAAUCCACGACGAACUCUCAGGAAACGGCAGCCAGCACUCAUGUGGUCCUGGAAGAGGCCAAGUCCCGGCCACCCCGCGCACACGAUCAUUCUGCCUCGGCCAAAGCCCCACGGCCUUGGCCUAGCCUCCGAGAGCGAGCGAUUCGGCGGGACAAGCCGCCACCCGGGACCGAGCCUCUGGGUCCAGUUAGUUCCAGCAUCUUUCUGCAGUCAGAGGAGAAAAUUCACCAGGCUCACAAACAGGAACCCAAGACCCAGUUCCCCCGUGAGACUCCCGAUCGAACCGUGCCGAGGGCACGGAGUCCUCCUUCCAGAGGUUCCCGGGUGGUUCCCAGUAGGGUUGUGAGACCGAGAAGCCCAUCUCCUCCGCUGCAGGCUCCAAACGGGGCCGUGCGGGGUCCUCGCUGCCCGUCUCCCCAGAACCUCCCACAACCUCAUAAGAUUGUUUGGAGAACGAGUAGCCCGGCUUUCCCUGGCGCAUCCUCUGCCUGGGAGGAUCGGAAUGCCUCCGUCGAGGAAGUCGUCAGCAGAAGGACCCCUUCCCCGCCACCACUUUCCCAAUGGACUCAGGGUGUCGCUAGGGUUGGGAACCCAUGUCCCGAAGCUCCUCUCCUGUGGAAGGUUCCGAACUCGAGAGGCGGAGAUGCAGCAGGACUGAGUAGGGACCCGUCCCUGCCAGCCCUGCUCCCACGGGAGUCACCUCAUCCUAUUGAAACGCGUAGCCCAUCGCCCGGAGAGACUUGGAGUCCGAUUGCCCAGGCUUCAUCGACGGCAUUGCGUCAGGAAGCUUUAAAUGGUUUAACUCAGAAGCUGGAGUCGCCUACACCGUCAGCACCCGGGACUCCAGAGCUCCCAGAGGCGCAGUGUCUGCUCUCACUGGAAAAUGCGAAUAUUGCCUUCAGAGACGGUCAGCCCUCUCCAGAUGUAGAUACAACGGAACAGCCCCGAAGUCAUCUGACAAGCAUCCUGGAUGACGAUGUGUGCCCAGAAACCUUGGGCUCGGGAGAAGCGACUUCCGGACGUCCGCGCGUGACCAUUCCGCGACCGCGAGACGUGCGCAAGAUGGUCAAGACUACCUACGCGCCAAGCUUCCCUGCAGGGACCCCAGGCUCCGGGCUUCCCGCGCCCCCUGCGGACACCUGCGGGGAGGAGGGUGACGUAUCCAAAACGCAAAAGCUCCCGGCACUUGAGUCGCCCGCCCCGGCUCAUUACACAUCCAUUUUUCUCAAGGACUUUCUGCCUGUGGUUCCUCAUCCCUACGAGACACCAGAGCCUUCACUCCCUGCAACCCCUAAGGAUGCCUCCCAGUCCAGCGGGGUCCCGAGGCGGAGGGCAGAGAACAGCACCGCGAAGCCUUUCGCUCGCAGUGAGAUCCGCUUGCCUGGCGCUCUAGCCUUCGGCCAGCGGCGAGAGAAAACUCCGAGUGUCCAAAGACCGGGUCCUGGAGGAGAAAACCCGGAUGCUGAGGCCCAGAGUCUGGUCCCAGACCGCGAGGGUCCGACCAGCCCUUUAGGAGGCGCUCGCACCUCAACCCAGCGUUCCCCUUUAGAGUCCACAGGGACCAGACCACCUCGCCCCGGGUCCCCGCAGGCGGGUCCCAACUCCAGCCUUAGGGCAGCACCCGAAUUAGAGACACCGCUUGUGUCUCCUGCAACUGCGGUCCAGGCGCCCCUCCUUCCGGAUCCUCCGGCGACGGCAGCCAGGACCGCUGCACCCUUCCCGCGAGCGGCCUCCGCGCCUCCCACCGACCGGCUCCAUCCUGCAUCCUCCCUGGGGAUGCGCAGGCCUCCGGGAGCCGUGCCCGCGGGGAAGGUCCUGGUAGACCCGGAGAGCGGCCGGUACUACUUUGUGGAGGCGCCGAGGCAGCCGAGGCUGAGGCUGCUCUUCGAUCCCGAGAGCGGGCAGUACGUGGAAGUUCUGCUGCCACCGUCGCCCUCUCCCUCCCGGCCGCCACGCCAACCCUAUGCCCCGCUGGCCUUAGGGCCCGGCCUCUACCCGCCCGUCUAUGGGCCUAUCUCUGGCCCGUCACUGUCGCCGCUGUCUCACAAUCUGCCAGCCCUUGGUGGUCUCCAGCUACCUUGGGCUCCUGAGGCUGGAUCCCUGGAGGGGAUGUACUACAUGCCCUUGAGCGGGACCCCUAGUCCGGCACCGCCGCCGCUGGCCUUCUGUGGCCCACCCCCCAGUUCUGGUCCCAUCCAGUCCAGCAAGGGUUCUGUGUUUCCUUUGUAAAACCCCAGCCUUUAUCCCCGUGGAGUUGGGUUCCCUGGAAGGCUUUGGAAGUUCCGGAUCCCAGACUCUUAAUUUUUUUCUCCCGUCAAUUCUUUGGCCAGUUCCAGCCGGUCACCAGACCAGAAGUGGCCUUAAGAGAAUGUAUCUGCUACCUGGGCUGACAGUGCUGGAGCAUCAUUAGCAAGUGACUGCCUGCCUAUCCCCCCUCGGCCCCCCAACAAAAAUAUGUAUCCCUUCCCCAAACCUUCCCAGGGUGUGCUGUGUUUGUGUAUGUGUUUACGUAGGCAAGCAAGUCUGUCAAAGUGAGAAGCCAGUCUAAGAGGUGUUGGGGUUUCCCAGAAUAGCAGGUGUGGGAGCAGCAGGACGGGGCUGCCUUGGUGAACUGUUUGUAUUUCCCUAACACUGGGCCAGUUGAGUGGAGCAGGAGAGUAGGUGCUGCUGAGAUGGGAUGGGCCACAGCCAUCAAAUCUGGAUUAGUCCUACAAGGGAGAACCUAGUGUGGCCCCUGGGCAGCCUGGGGCAGUGAAUGGGAGCUAUGGGGACAGUAGUUGGAGAUGAAGUAUGGAUGCUGCAUAAGGAGAUGUGGAUGUGGAUUGGAGGUGAGAGAACUGGGUGAAAUGGCUGUAGUCCCUGGAAAGACAGUCAAUGGGACAAGCAGCUCCUUGACAGAAAGGCCUGCAGGAGGGUCUAGGAAAUGAGGAAGGGGAGGAAGAUUCUUACGGUUUUCUGUGGCUUGGGGGUGACUAGGGACAAGUGAUGAAUUAAAAAAUCUCAAGGGGCUGGGGAUUUAGCUCAGUGAUAGAGCGCUUACCUAGGAAGCGCAAGGCCCUGGGUUCGGUCCCCAGCUCCGAAAAAAAAAGAACCAAAAAAAAAAAUGGGGGAGCUUCAUGAAAUGAUGUGACAGCCAGGUGGUGUUGGUGUAGACCUUUGAUCCCAGCACUCGGGAAGCAGAGACAGGUGGAUCUCUGUGAGUUCAGGACCAGCCUACAGAGCGAGUUCCAAGACAGAGAAAUUCUGUCUCAAAAACAACAAACCAAGAGAUGGCUACAGCUAACAGCCCACAGCAGGGAACCUAGCUCCUCCCUGUCUUCUACAGACCCUGGGAGCUGAGCUAGUUUAUCCUGAAGCCAUCCCCACCUCAAUAGACACCAAGUAAAUUGAAUUACCAGGAGGACAAGAGGGAAGAAGGUCAGGCUGUUUGGGUGAGUUAGAGCUGGCAAGAGGAAGGGUGUUCCUAGAUGAGUAGGUCAAGGGGCCCUGGCCCUUUAGCUGGUUUCACUCUUCAUGUUCCUCCAGGAGCAGAGGCAACAGUAACUACACAGGGACUGGCCCUUCCGGCUACUCCCAGCACAGGAAAGACCCCAAACCUGUGCUCUAGCCGCUCUGAGCCUGGGGUAAACUGAGAGCCAGAGGACAAUCUCUGUGAAGUAGAAGGUGGUCUCUGUGUUGUUUUUGAGCCUUGCUGGAGCGGUGUUUGACAGGAGGUGUUUGAGAAAGGAUCGUUCCCACUAGAAGCAAUGCUGGGUAGACAGACAUUCGGCAGCUUUCUGGUUCUGAGCCUGUGUAGCUAAGAUCCCUCUCUAGGAGUUUCUGUCAACCUUGCCCUGGACUGGAAAGUGGCUAAAAUACACCGUCAAAAUAACCUCAACAUCUCUCCUGAGAUACUGGUCCCAAUGACAUGGAGGGACCAGGGCCAGCCCUAGAGUGUAUCAUCUCGCCCUGGUGUGUAAUAAAUGGCUAACCAUGGAGAGCCAUGGUGACUGAAAUGA